AUGACCCCAGACAAUCCAGUCUACAAGACCUGUCCCAACCCAACCUGUGGCGGCUCCAAUGUCGAAGAACAGGAUGGCCAGCUCGUCUGCAAGGACUGCUUCACCGUUGUUGCCGAAACCAACAUCGUCGCCGAAGUCGAAUUCAACGACGAAGGCGGCGGCCGAGCAACCGUGCAGGGCGCUUCCGUCCACGAGAACUCCCGCCAUGCAACCACUUUCGGCGCCGACACAUUCAAGAGACUCGGUGGUGGCGCACGCAACUCCGCCGCUGAGACUGACCGCGCUGGCAAGCGUGCCCUUGCUGCCUUGUGUCCCAAGCUCGGCAUCACCGACGACAUUACCGUCCAGGCUGAGUCCAUCUGGAACAUGGCCGCCCUGAACGGCUUCACCUCUGGCCGUAGGUCGGAUGAAGUCGCUGCCGCCUGCUUGUACGGCGCUUGUCGUCGACGCAAGGAAAACACCAUCCUGCUCAUGGACAUUGCCGAGCUCAUCGAAAUCAACGUCUUUCGACUCGGCGAAGUCUACAAGGACAUGUGCAGAGAACUCUAUCUCGCUGACGAGACCGGUGUUGGCUUUCAAUACCUGGUCGAGCUCGAACCCCUCAUAUUCAAGUACUGCCAAAAGCUGCAGUUCGGAGACAAGACCAACGUCGUCGCUGAAGACGCCCUCAAGAUCAUCCGACGUAUGAACCGCGACUGGAUCGUGUCGGGUCGCCACCCAGCUGGCCUAUGUGGUGCUUGCAUCAUUCUUGCUGCCAAGAUGAACAACUUCCAGCGCAGCGUCCGGGAAGUCGUCUAUGUCUCCAAGGUCGCCGAUGUCACCAUUGCCAAGCGUGUUGAAGAGUUCCGCCGAACCAAGAGCGCCGCUCUCACCGUCAACGAGUUCCGCGAGUACGCCAACAGAAUCAAGUAUCAGCACGAUCCACCCUCCAUGACAUUGGCUGAGGAGAGAGAGCGCAUUAUGCAGAAUAAGAAGCGAAAGAGAGAAGAGCACCGCCAAAGCACUGCACGCGAUUCGCAAGCCCAAGUUCCUCCAUCUCAAGAAUCCGCCCCACCACCUCAAACCGCACCGCGCUAUGACGCCGACGGUUUUGCCAUCCCAGCUUUGCCACAGGCACUGGCGGCACAGUUCCCGUUCCCAAUCGACCCUGCGCUCACUGGCGAGGUACCAUCGUCGCCAGAGCCAGAGCAGCCUGCAAAGCGCGGCCGCAAGCGCAAGACGGACAAGCCACCAGAGAUCAUCCUCUCUCAAGAAGAGUUAGAUGACGAAGACUAUCUGGAGAAGGAUAUUGAGGCCGCCCUCGGAAAUCAAGAACUUGAGGAUAAACGCACCGAAGUGGAAAAGGCAAAGGCAGUAGCAAUGGAAGAAGAGAGAAUCGAGAGAGAACUCAAGCGAGCCCAAGCCCUGUCCGAAGAGCGGCAGAAGAUGGACAUUGAGAAGAACAAGGCGAGACGCGAAGCUCAAGAUGACGGCGACUGGUUCGGUCCUGCUCCGACGGGAGUCGAAGUCACCGCAGAAGAGCUCGAGAAAGAGUUCGAAAAUGAUCCAGAGGUUGAUCGUUGCGUACUGCAGCCGUUCGAAGUGGAGGUCAAGGAGCGUAUCUGGGUUGCUCAUAACGAAGACUGGCUGCGUAGGCAAGCCGAGAGAGAGCUGAUUGCCAAGAAUGCGCCCGCUCAGAGCAAGCGAAAGACCAAGAAGGGAGGCAAGGAGAAGACGAAGAAGAAGAAGCGCGGCAAGAUGGGAGAUGGUAGCGUCCUCACAGACAGCGCAACGCCAAUUCUGACGCCAGCCGAUGCUGCCAGAGCCAUGCUUGAAAAGAGAGCCCCCAACAAGUCCGCACACGUCGACUUCAGCGCUUUGGUGAAGAUCUAUGGUCGGGACACGCCUUCACGUGCAAGCAGCUCGGCGGCGGAAGGCAGCGGUAGUGGUAGUGGCAGUGGGCCACAAUCAAGAGAAGAGACUCCUGCUGCAUCACGACAGCAGUCAGCGACACCAGCACCGUCCGAGACAGACAGCCAAGCCGCACCACCAUCGAGGGACGAGACUCCUGCCGCAUCACGACAGCAGUCAGCGACACCAGCACCGUCCGAAGUAGAGAGCCAAGCGGCCGAGGGAGCUGCCGCAAGCCCCGAGGCAGAUGCUGGCGGACAGGAGGCAGUGGAGAAUGGCGAGGAGCAGGCCCGCGGUGGCGAAGAGGAGGCGGAGGGCGGCGAAGAGCACGUCGAUGUUGACACCCAGGUCCAACCAGCGACCUGGGACAACAUCGACGAAGACUACUACGAGGAGGAGGAGGAAGAAGAAGAGAACGAUUACCGUCGAGCAAUCAAUGCCGACGUGGAGGAGGACGAGUUCGGUGUCGUUGGCGGAGGCUACGACAGCGAGGGCGAGGAGUACGAGUAA
This is a messenger RNA of Zasmidium cellare ATCC 36951, 2400 nucleotides long. RefSeq lists its product as uncharacterized. Gene Ontology annotation, cellular component: transcription preinitiation complex; transcription factor TFIIIB complex; nucleus. The transcript is spliced from 3 exons. The record is from RefSeq and is a predicted model, not a curated record. Gene Ontology annotation, molecular function: TBP-class protein binding; RNA polymerase III type 3 promoter sequence-specific DNA binding; RNA polymerase III general transcription initiation factor activity. The coding region runs from base 1 to 2400 and encodes 799 amino acids. Lineage: Eukaryota; Fungi; Ascomycota; Dothideomycetes; Mycosphaerellales; Mycosphaerellaceae. Gene Ontology annotation, biological process: transcription by RNA polymerase III; transcription preinitiation complex assembly; DNA-templated transcription initiation.